CGGAGGAGUGAUGUGAACGCUAACAUAUAUUGAGUGAAACAUAAAUAUACUCAAAGCUUUUGAAGAAAAAGUAAAGAAUAAUUUAACAAAAACUGUGAAAUCUGUAGAUUCCGAAAAAAAGGUGAAGGAGAUUCUGGAAGAGGGAUGAGGAAGGAGAGAGAGCCUCUAGCUACCAGGAAAUGGGAAAAUAUAAACUCUGCACCCAUCCGUCUGCAUUAAGUGACGUGUGAAAUAGACUGGAAGAUUUGUUUUGGUUUAUAAUGUUUUGAAGUGCAGAAGGUUAAUAAUGCGGAGAAAAAUGAAGAUUUUGUUGCUGCUCAUUCAUACAGUAGCAGUACUGUCACAACAACAACAAAAAGGUGUUGGUUGUGUUUUCUCCGACGAAGAUCAAGUGAAUGGAGAGAAGCAGGUUCGCGUAUCCGAGGAUACUCCAACAGGAACCCAGAUAUUUGUCAUCAAAGCCUUUCCGAGACGUCUCUUCGCAAUUCAGUCUCUAGAUGGGUCCCGAACGGAUGGAUUCUUCACUUUUGAGGAGAUCGACCACAGACAUGUUGGGAUCGUCCUAGCUCGAUCCUUACAGGAUCUCACAGACCAGAGUUCACCAGUCUCAGAUAUCAGAUUCCGAUUAGCUUGCCGAGGACGGGACCAGGAGACCUCGUAUCUUCCUGUAACAAUCUUUAUCCAGGAUAUUAACGACCAUCCUCCUGUUUUUCAAGCAGACGGAUACAAUGUAACUAUUGAAGAAAAUACUCCUGUUGGAUUAACAGUGUUUAGGGGUAUUCACGCUAUAGACAGGGAUCAACCCAAUACUCCGAACUCCUUCAUUAGUUAUUCUAUUCUCUCCGGGAACGAAGAUAAGAAGUUCUCUUUGGAAGGUUCCGGAAAGGCUGUCCUGGUUCUCCGGAAGAAACUUGAUUUUGAACAAGGAGAUACGUUCUUCAAUCUUACAGUAGUUGCAGAGGAUGCUGGAGUUCCUCCUCUCUCCUCAACCUCGUCCUUGCUCAUCACAGUACGGGAUGUAGACGACAGAAACCCGAUCUUCUCCAAGUCCCUUUACAAGCUCCAGAUUAAGGAAGAUUAUCCUCUGACUGGAACUACGGAGCUAAGACUAUUGGAAACAACUCCUCCGAUCUAUGCAGAAGAUCAGGAUACAUCCAUUAAAGCUGAGCUCCAGUAUGGAAUAACAGGAGGGAACGAGAUGAAAUAUUUCCAUAUAGACAAGGAUUCAGGACAGUUGUAUCUAACCCGGGAGCUAGACCGAGAGCAGCUUGAGUCUGGUAAAUUCUUUCUUGAUAUCUCAGCUUGGCAGAAGGAUAACGAAGUGAAGGCUGCCACAUCUGCGGUGGAGAUUGACGUCUUAGAUGUGAACGACAACAAACCUGAGUUUCAGGUCGAGAAAUAUAAUAUGACGGUCAUUGAGAACCUUCCCGCUGGUUUUCGAAUCAUGCAGUUUACCGCAACUGAUCGGGAUCAACCAGAGAACGCCGUGUUCCACUAUGCACUUGAGGACCCAUCUGGAGCAUUUCUUUUAGAUUCGGAGGGAAGUCUGAUUCUUGAGAAACCAGAUCUUUUCGACCGUGAGAAAUAUGAGAAUAUCGUGGUCCGUGUUCUCGCAAUAGAGGAUUCUCCGUCCGUCCUACCUAACUCCGAACCUUUCAGUGUUGAGGUCGAUAUCCAUCUCCUUGAUUAUAACGACAACAGCCCUGUAUUCUUACCAAAUAAUGUCUACUUGUUCCUGGUUCCUGUUGGAGCACAGGUUGGAGCUAAAGUUGGUCAGGUUCAAGCUGAAGACCUUGAUCAGGGUACUAACGGAUAUAUCAAGUAUAAAAUCAGGAACAGUACUGAAUCUCUUCCCAUCUCUUUGGAUCCUCUCUCCGGGGAGAUCUUCCUUACACAGCUAUUCACUCAGUCAAGAAAGUUGAGUUUCUUUGUUGAAGCUGUUGAUCUUCCAGAGAAUGAGGAGGAAAGAAAAUCUGCAGUUGCAGUUGUAGAACUCCAGUGGCCGGAUAAUGAUGAUAUUCCCGGGUUCCAAGGGACUCCUUAUGAGUGGUGGUUGGAUACAGAAGGAGAGUUUGAAGAAGGAAUGUAUCUUGGAACUGUUCGAACCAUGAACCUGGAUCCAACCUCGAUCAGAUACGCCAUCAAGCACAAUUAUAAUUCAGAAGUUCCGUUUGAUAUUGAUGCCGAGACUGGUGUAGUGACUGUAUCUGGACUUGAGAACCAGGAUUGGAAGAGUAGCUACAACCUGGAUAUUUUUGUGACGGAUUCCAAAUCUGAAAUCUCAACUCCGCUCAUUGUCCGGCUCGGGAAAGGAGAAGCAGAUUUUGGGAAGGAGCAGGAGAUACCAAAAAUGCUGGAUUUCUCCGUUCUUGAAAACGCCGAAAGUUUGCUGGUUGCCAAUUUAUCCUACCUUCUCUCCGACAGAAAGAAGAGCACUGAGCGGCUCAUCACAAAUGAUGAUGGAAAAGAUAAGUUCUACCUGACAGAUGGUGGAUUGUUGUAUACAAGUGGACCCUUGGAUCGUGAAACUAGGGAUACAUACAUGUUCACAGUACUGGUAGGACGGCGAGGUCUACCCAGAGGGUUCAGAUCACAGCAAGCUAUUCAAGUAAAGGUGAAGGUUGAAGAUGUUAACGAUAAUAAUCCAGUGUUUGAACAACACAUUUAUCAGGGUCAUAUUCCUGAUAACUCGGAGGUGGGAACAGAAGUUCUCUUAGCGAAGAAGAUUAUUGCUACUGAUGCCGAUAUCCUUGACGCUAAAGGUGUAAAGAUUGAAAUCUAUGGCAAGGAUAGUGAGAAGUUCAGGUUUGAUGAUGGGACCGGAGGAGUUUUUCUGUCGGACGGAGUAUUGAGUAGAUCCACCAAGGAGGUUUAUUAUCUGAGGUUGAGAGCUACUGACUCUGCAGGGCAGGUCGGAGAGGGACAACUUGUAAUACAUGUCACGGACAGGAAGAAUCAUCAACCAAAAUUUCUGAAGCUUCAAGUUCUAGACAGCAGACUUGUAUCGGUUGCCAAGGAUAAGGUUUGGGUCGGAGACGGAGUUGGAGCUCCAGUUCUUGAUAUGGCGGAGACAGUUCCCCCGGGGACUCGGAUUGCUCGGGUUCUAGCGGAGGAUCCAGAUACUACCCGUAAUAAUGGAUUGGUUUAUAGCCUGGUUUCUGAGGAAGCAACCCAUAUGGAAGCUAGGAAGAACCUGCCUGCUAAGGACAGAUUCUACGUUGAGGAAACGUCGGGAGAUAUCCUUGUCAAAAGACAGGUUGAAGCGAAGACUAGUUACAUUCUCAACAUCUCGGCACAGGAUGAAGGCGGACUGUCUACCAUCACGCAAAUCAUACUCCGAGUAAAUGAUAUAAACAACAAUAAACCUGUUUUUGACAAGAACGAAUACAUUUUUAAAGUUCUUGAAGGUGAGUAUUCUGGUGUAGAUGUAGGGACUGUUCUAGCUGAAGAUGAAGAUUUCUUUGAAAAUGGUGAGAUUACCUACAGUAUUGUUGAUCCAGUAGAACCAGCAGACGGAGCAAUUUUUACACUUGAGACCAAGUCCGGGGCUAUAACUGUAUCAGGAGUUCUUGAUAGAGAAAAUAUCCAAACUUAUCAUUUAUUGGUGGCAGCUACUGACCACGGAGAACGACAGUUGACCUCUCAGGUCAAUGUGACGGUUCUGGUCCUGGAUGUCAAUGACAAUCAGCCAAUAUUCUAUGGUUACGAUAGACUGAUGGAAGAGGGAGGUUUUCAUACAAUUCCUGUCUACACAACUAAACUUCAGGAGGUAUUCAUCAGUCCUGGAAUACAGGUUGCUCAGAUACUGGCAAAUGAUACGGAUGAUAUCUCUACUGGAAAUGGGAUUGUUGAGUUUAAACUACUGGAUAACUCCCAGAGGUUCUAUAUCGAUCCUAAGUCUGGAGUUGUGACAACACUUGUCCGAAUAGGUGAGAACUCCACCAUAACAGUAGAGGCUGCAGACAAUGGAACACCAUCUAAAUCUGCCACAGCUCUCAUACAUAUAAUAUUAUCGGAGGAGAAACCCAUCCAGCUGGAACAAACCAAAACUUUUUCGGAUGAAAGACCAAAUCUGCCGGAGAUACCCCGAUCCAUCCCGGACACAGUUCAGUCCAUACAAAAUAUCUCCAGGAGCAGGGAGAAGCAGGCAGGGAACCGUGGAAAGAUUGAUUCCAUUGAGGAGGAACUACAAGAGAACGGAAAGGACAAAAAGAAGUACGGAAGUAUGUUUAAACAAGAGGUUUAUACAGUUCAGGUUAUGGAGAACGUGGAUACCCCACUUGUUAUCCUACCCUUGGGCCAAGAGCUAGUACAAGAGGUUGCCGGAGUUAGUUUCCGAAUUGUCGGAAGUAACUACGGAAUAUUCCGGAUAGAAGAGAAUAGCGGAGAGCUUAGUAUAAUCUCCAGUCCUGAUAGAGAGCAGAGGGAUACAUAUAUUCUCCGGAUAAAGGCGGCGCUGAAUGAUUCGUCUAAAAAGGUUCCCUUGUUCUUUUAUACUCUCUUCAUCGAGGGAGACGAGGACGGAGUAGGAGAAGGAGAAGUUAUUGUUAGGAUUAAUAUUAUGGACGAAAACGACAAUCCUCCAGAGUUUUUACUUCCAGAGUUUCAUGCAGCUGUUCAGAGUUCUGCAGAAUACGGAGAUCCUGUAUUUAUCCUUCAGGCCUGGGAUAAGGAUGUUGGAGAGAACUCUGAGCUGGUUUACACCCUGGAGAACACCAUGGACAGGUUCACCGUAAAUUAUAACUCUGGGCAGGUUGUGUCCACUGCUAAGUUUAAUACGGAGUCAGGAACUAUCUACAGAGUUCUAGCGAAGGUUGAAGAUAAGGGAGGAAGACAGGGAUCUCUAUCCAGUACUGCUCAGCUUGUGGUCUCUGUUCUCAAUCCUGAUCUCGAGGUUCAUCUUCUCCUCGACCAGCCUCAACAUCUGGUGGAGGCUAAUUUACAGAACAUAACCUCGGUUCUCUCUAACCUCAGCAGCACCCUGGUUUCUUCUAGCGGAGUACGACCCUCCGGUCUUAUGACGGAGGUUCGGUUCUACGGUAUAGACGGAGAUGCUCUGGUACCCGGAGAACAGUUAAGAAACAAAUUGUCUCUCCAGGCUCUGGAACACAUGGGAGUUCGUGAGAUAGUUCUGGGGAAAGAAGAGCGAAGUUCUGGGUUAGGUUCGGUUGAGGUCGCAGUUCUAACCAUCGCCUGUUUGGUUUUCCUCGGGGCCUUUAUUGCUGUGCUCUGCAUUUGCUGCAUUAAACUCCGCAGGUCUCAGAAACAUUAUCCUGCUCCUUUAGCUAUUCCUCUCCCGAACUAUAGUUUCGACCAAGGUGGGAAGGAUAUGAUGGAACGUGAAACUAGUCAACGGUUCGGAACUAUACCUAGAGUUUCCACAAUUCAAGACCGAACCCGCAGCGACAGAAUUUCCACCAGAGCACAUUCUGAGCGAGGACGGGACAAAGAGGCCAGAUCUGUUCACAUAGAAUCCUCGGAGGAUGAUGCAUAUUUAGCUAAAUCGAGUUUACAGCCCAGAGGAGCAGAGAGACGGAGUCAACAUUCUCGUCACUCCGGAUCCUCACAUCGUAAAUCAGUUCGUAGUGUUCAUGAAGUCAAGAGUUCAGGAGAAUCCUCUAGGUCUAGGGAUUCUGGGAUAGAUGAUAACAGGGACUGCUGUAGUUGUAGACAAUCUAGUGUGAGUAGUAGAGAGAGCAGCUAUGCUCCCCCACACUGUAACCGCUGCUGUGGUUGCCCCGCACAGAUCACCAGGAGACAUAGAAGCUCUUCUCCUACCCGCAGAUCUUGCUCUUUACGUCCUCGCUGUUCAUCACAUAGAUCCGUACCUAGACACGCUCACUCACAUCACGAUCUCAGACCGGAGACAGAUACUGAGUCUGAGUCUGAUUCUUCUCAUCUGAGAGGAGAUCGUGUUGGAUCAGGACGGAGAACUCUAUAUACAGCUGAGCUUUGGAGCAGAUCAUUAACUCCGUCCCAGAGCGAGGCUAGACUAUCCCAGGCAGAGCUGAGGUUAGCCUCAACGACAGCUAACAGAGGUCACAGCUGGAGAGGAGAAAUUAGACCAAUCCUUCAUAUAGACAAGAAAUUCCAGUUUUCGGAUCGACAUCAAAGCAGUGGUCACAUACAUGGAGAUAAAUCAAACAAGGAAACUUCGAUUAGAACCAGUUCUCGGAAAUCCAAUCUUAAACCUCCUCGAACAUCUUAGAACCAAAACAACCUCAGAGAACCUCUAAGAGUAUCCUCCGUAUUAGUUUAUUUCUUUAAGCUUUAAGCUUUAAACACUCAAAAGAUUUUAACAAUUAUGUUUAGAGGAGAUUUGACUUCAAUAUCAAGUACAAUUGAACAUAUUGAUUAUAUGAAAAUUAAUAACUAUAAAGUGAAAAAUAGACCAUUCUUCAUUUGAAACUUUCUGAAGAUAUCCAAGACUGUCCUUAAGAACUCUUUAAGAACCAUUAGAAAGGUCUAGAACUCUACAGAAUGUCAAGAAGAGUCCAAGAAUUUUGUCAGUUCAGGAAAUUAAGGAAGUUGAGGGGGUUAAGAAACUCUGAAGGAUAAUAUCUUGAGUUGAGAAACUCUGCAGGAUAUUGUCAAGAGUUGAGAAACUCUGCAGUAUUUUAUCAAGAGAAAAAAACUCUGCAGGAUAUUGUCAAGAGUUGAGAAACUCUGCAGUAUUUUAUCAAGAGAAAAAAAACUUUGGAGGAUAUUAUCAAGAGUUGAGAAAUUCUGGAGGAUAAUAUCAAGAGAUUAAAAACUGAAGGAUAAUAUCAAGAGAUAAGAAAUUCUGAAGGAUUAUAUCAAGAGAUAAAAAACUGAAGGAUAAUAUCAAGAUUUGAGAAACUGAAGGAUAAUAUCAAGAUUUGAGAAACUGAAGGAUAAUAUCAAGAGUUAGGAAACUCUGAAGAGUUUGAGGACCCCUAAAACGAAUAUUCCAGAACUUUUAUAUGUUGGUUGAAACUUUGUGCAGAGUAUUUUUGUCUUUUUACGUAAAAGGUAAAAGAUAAACGGGCAUUAUAGAAUUAUCAUUUUUCAUUUAGACUUUGCUUGUGAAUGGGAUUUUUAACUAAGAAGAAUUAAGUGAAUUUUUUUAUCCGCCGUAGCUAGUCAUGUUAUACAGGGUGUCUCCCGUAAUAUGGAUUUAUAAAAGGAAAAUAUAACUAUCGGGAGUUUAAAGUUUUCUACAGAUUUACAAUUUUGGAACAGCAUUGUUUUUGUUUUAACUGUUCUUAUCUCAAGUUCAAGGAAAAUGUAAUGUAAUAAGACUGAACUUGCACCUAUGUAAAUUUAAAAUUUGCUCAAAAUGAAACAAAAGAUUAUCAAUUUUCUUCUAGUCCUGAAAAAUAAAAAUCUUAUUUAAUCCCUGAACCAAAAUAAGUUUAGCUUUAAACCUCGUAAAUCCAGAAAAUGUUUGUGUCCUAUGAAUCCUAAGUGUAUAUUUAUCAUCUUGUUAUAUCUUAAUGUGAACUC
Eurytemora carolleeae is the source of this 7467-nucleotide messenger RNA. It is a transcript of the gene Cad89D, whose product is annotated as cadherin-89D. The transcript has 23 exons. The coding region runs from base 287 to 6208 and encodes 1973 amino acids. Gene Ontology annotation, biological process: homophilic cell-cell adhesion. Lineage: Eukaryota; Metazoa; Arthropoda; Copepoda; Calanoida; Temoridae. Gene Ontology annotation, molecular function: calcium ion binding; cadherin binding. The record is from RefSeq and is a predicted model, not a curated record. Gene Ontology annotation, cellular component: plasma membrane; catenin complex.